Messenger RNA from Microdochium trichocladiopsis, 1239 nucleotides. RefSeq lists its product as uncharacterized. Bases 1 to 1239 code for a protein of 412 amino acids. Gene Ontology annotation, molecular function: magnesium ion binding; isocitrate dehydrogenase (NADP+) activity; NAD binding. Gene Ontology annotation, biological process: isocitrate metabolic process. Gene Ontology annotation, cellular component: mitochondrion. The transcript has 3 exons. NCBI's taxonomy places the organism in Eukaryota, Fungi, Ascomycota, Sordariomycetes, Xylariales, Microdochiaceae. The record is from RefSeq and is a predicted model, not a curated record.
AUGGCGUUCCAGAAGAUCAAGGUCAAGAACCCCGUCGUCGAGCUCGACGGCGACGAGAUGACCCGUGUCAUCUGGCAGGACAUCAAGGACAAGUUCAUCACCCCUUACCUCGACAUCGACCUCAAGUACUACGACCUCGGCCUCGAGUACCGUGACCAGACCGAUGACCAGGUCACCAUCGAUGCCGCCGAGGCCAUCAAGAAGUACUCGGUCGGCGUCAAGUGCGCCACCAUCACUCCCGACGAGGCCCGUGUCGAGGAGUUCAAGCUCAAGAAGAUGUGGCUGUCGCCCAACGGUACUAUCCGCAACGCGCUCGGUGGCACCGUUUUCCGUGAGCCUAUCGUCAUUCCUCGCGUGCCCCGCCUCGUGCAGGGCUGGAAGAAGCCCAUCAUCAUCGGCCGCCACGCCUUUGGUGACCAGUACCGUGCCAAGGACGCUGUCCUCCCGGGCCCCGGCAAGCUCUCCAUGGUCUUCACCCCCGAGGGUGGCGAGCCCGAGGAGAUUGAGGUCUUCAACUUCAAGAACGGUGGUGGUGUUGCCCAGACCCAGUACAACACCGACGAGAGCAUAACUGGCUUUGCCCAUGCUUCCUUCAAGCUGGCCUUGGAGAAGGAGCUGCCCCUGUACAUGAGCACCAAGAACACCAUCCUCAAAAAGUACGACGGUCGCUUCAAGGACAUCUUCCAGGAGCUGUACGACACCGAGUACAAGGAAGCUUUCGAGGCCAAGAAGAUCUGGUAUGAGCACCGCCUUAUCGACGACAUGGUCGCUCAGAUGAUCAAGAGCUCCGGUGGCUACAUCAUGGCCCUGAAGAACUACGACGGUGACGUCCAGUCCGAUAUUGUCGCCCAGGGCUUUGGCUCUCUUGGCCUCAUGACCUCCGUCCUCAUCACCCCUGAUGGAAAGACCUUCGAGUCCGAGGCCGCCCACGGUACCGUCACCCGCCACUACCGUGAGCACCAGAAGGGUCGCGAGACCUCGACCAACCCUAUUGCCAGCAUCUUCGCCUGGACCCGUGGCCUUGUCCAGCGUGGCAAGCUCGACGAGACCCCCGAGCUGGUUGCGUUUGCCGAGAGCCUGGAGCAGGCCUGCAUUGACACUGUUGAUGUUGACGGCAUCAUGACCAAGGAUCUGGCUCUGGCUUGCGGUAAGACUGCUCGCGAGGACUAUGUCACCACCACCGAGUACAUGAACGCGGUUGAGAGACGGAUGAAGUCCAUCCUUAAGAACAAGCUGUAA